AUGUUCCAUACUAGUCAAUCAUUACCAGUCCAGAUACAACCUGCACAUCUGAGACCACUGGCAUAUCGUACGUUAUCGAAAAAAUAUGGUCUAAGUAUAAAAUCUGAUGGGUUAGCUGCAUUGGCUCAAUUCAUAGGACAGAACUUCGGCAUCGAUUGGAAGAAGAAUCCAGAGACGAUAAAGUUUCUUGAGAAUUUUGCCACUGUAUGGAAACAACAGGAAAGAGGUCUCUUUGUGGAUGGCCAAGGGGUUCAGCAGGUUAUCAAUGAAAUCCAAGAGAGGCAAAAAAUAUUGUCUCGAAAUAUUAAUACAAUUACAAGAAAUAGAGAAUUUGAGAAUUCGAAUAAUAAUAACAAGAAUAAUUUAGACAAAUAUUUAAAUUCCAACAAUAAAAAUAAUAAUGAACAAGAAUUAUCUAAAAAGAAGUCCCCAGAGGUACCCAUAAACUCAUCAGGAUCCAAUUCUUCAGACAUCGAACAAAAUCAUAUAUAUCAAUCGCCUGAACCAAUUGAUACAUUACCUAACGAGAAUGAAAACGAUGAAGAUAUGGAAUCAUCUAUGAUAGCAAACACAUCAAUGGUAAUCCCUGAUUUAUCUCAGGAUAAUAUCACUGAUUUAGAUGAUAUACCUAUGGGUGAUGCUGAUCCCUCAUAUCCGUUAUUAAAUAAUAACCAAACCAGUCUCUCAAAUUUAGAAGGCUCGAAGGAAGAACUUAAUUGGAGAGACUAUUUCAAGUUUAUUAAUGCUACAGAAUUACAAAAAUUCUCUUAUGAUCCAUUAAAGAUGCAUUUUAUUUUCACACCAUCAAAUAGAACAAAUUCGCCACAAAAUUUCAAAUUGAAACUUCCCACUGUAAACGCUAAUACUAGAAUGUUUUCUACACGAUAUUACUUAGUGAGAGAUAGGAUAAUGCGUAAUGAGGCCUUCCAAAGCACAGAUGCUUACAACCCUCUUUCAUCCAUGAUGUCCUUAAAGAAAGAAUUGACACCUGGUUUCCGACCUUCAAGUUCGACAGGUUCAUCUAUGUCUAUAACUCCUGUUAAAAAUUUACUUGGUAGAGAUGGUCAAAAUUUCUUGAUUUUGGGACUCUUAAGAAAAAAUUCAAAAGGGAAUUGGACCAUUGAAGAUCCUUCUGGCAUUACAGAAAUUGACAUUUCACAGGCUAUUCCUACAGAGGGUCUCUACUAUGUGCCUGGUUGUAUUGUAUUAGCAGAAGGUAUAUAUUUUACAGUAGGUAACAAAUUUCAUGUGACAUCUAUGACACAACCACCUGGCGAAAGAAGAGAAACUACUAUGGAAUCCAUCGGUAAUAUUGAUUUGUUAGGUAUUAAUGGCUUAUCAAAUCCAAAUUAUAUCUCAAGAUUAAGUAGAGAUUUAAAGAUUAGGUUACAUUAUCUUGAGCAGGACCUUGCAUAUCAUAGAUAUAUAAUCCUUGGUGGUGAUAUAUUCUUAAAUCAAAUGGAAACUAUGGAUGCAUUAAGGAAAGUAUUUACCAAAAUUAAUGAUGAUCCACCUACAAUGAUCUUAUUAUAUGGGUCCUUUUCAACAGUACCUGUCUAUUCGUCAAUGACAAGUAAGAUGAUUAGUUCGACAACUCAAUAUAAAAACAACUUUGAUACCCUUGCAUUAUUAUUGUCCGAGUUUAAAAACUUGAUAGAAGAAACGACGUUUGUGUUUAUUCCAGGUGUUAAUGACCCUUGGAGUUCUACUAGUUCGCUGGGUAGCGCCAAUCUUUUUCCACAAAGGCCUAUACCAACAGACUUUCAACAAAAGAUGAAUAGAGUCUGUAAAAAUGUUGUUUGGGGUUCUAAUCCAUUAAGAAUUGCAUAUAUGUCACAAGAAAUAAUAACCAUAAGGGAUGACUUAGACGAUAGAUUUAAGAGACAUAGUGUCAUAUUUCCAAUGGUUGAAGAACAAAAAGAAGAAAAUGUAGAUGAAUUGGAAAGACAGCUUGAAGAUGUCUCUAUUAACGAUUCCACUAUCAUUCAUCAAUUAAUUAAGGAUACUCAUCAACUACCUACCGAGAUAGAACAAUCAAGAAAAUAUGUGAAGACAUUACUUGAUCAAGGAAACCUUUCACCAUUUUUAACGACAAUUCGUCCAGUUGUCUGGGAUUUGGAUCACUCUUUAACUAUGUAUCCUAUUCCAUCGAUCUUAAUUGUCUGUGAUACAUCUGCCCCUCGGUUUGACGUUACGUACAACGGUUGUAAGACUUUAAAUCCUGGUAAAUUUUUAUUAAAAAGAUGUGCAAGAUACUUGGAAUACACACCAUCAUUGAAGAGGGCUACACAAGAAGAGGUUUACUUUUAG
This is a messenger RNA of Maudiozyma barnettii, 2310 nucleotides long. RefSeq names its product DNA polymerase epsilon noncatalytic subunit (gene DPB2). The transcript has a single exon. NCBI's taxonomy places the organism in Eukaryota, Fungi, Ascomycota, Saccharomycetes, Saccharomycetales, Saccharomycetaceae. The record is from RefSeq and is a predicted model, not a curated record. Gene Ontology annotation, cellular component: epsilon DNA polymerase complex. Gene Ontology annotation, biological process: DNA-templated DNA replication; error-prone translesion synthesis. The coding region runs from base 1 to 2310 and encodes 769 amino acids. Gene Ontology annotation, molecular function: DNA binding.